UUCUAUUGGUUCAUUCAUAGAGCAUUACUAGCGAUGAUAGUAGCGUAUUUCCUUCAAGAAAUAUUUAACUGUAAAGGAUUUACGUGGAUAUAUGUAUAUUAGUACUAAUAACAAUAAUUUCAACGGUGUAAAAAAUAACGUUAGUCUCAACUUUGAACAUGAAAGCAGUAAUACAACGUGUGACAAAAGCUAGUGUUUCAGUUAAUGGUGAAAUUAUUAAUAGUAUUGGAAAUGGUCUCUGCAUUUUAAUUGGUAUAAAAGGAGAUGACACAAUAGAAGACAUGAAAUAUAUAGUAAAAAAAAUACUGAAUAUUAAAAUGUUUGAUGAUGAUAAUAAUAAAAAAUGGAGUAAAAAUGUUAUGGAUAAAGAAUAUGAAAUAUUAUGUAUUAGUCAGUUUACAUUGUACCAUACCCUGAAAGGAAAUAGAUUAGAUUUUCAUAAAGCCAUGCCUGCCCAAACAGCUGAAUCAUUUUAUAAUAAUUUUCUUAUUGAACUUGGUAAAAAUUAUAAACCAGAAUUAAUUAAAGAUGGUAAAUUUGGAGCAAUGAUGGAAGUUAAUAUAAAAAAUAGUGGACCUGUAACAUUAGAAAUAGAAUCUCCACUUAAAUUUAACAAAUCAAACCAAUGUAAUGAUACACAAUGAAUAUUGAUGGAAAAUCAAAAUGAAAAUAUAUGAAUAUUAAUUAAACAUACAAUAAAUGUUAUUAAAUACAUAAUUUUA
Messenger RNA from Bombus impatiens (common eastern bumble bee), 722 nucleotides. It is a transcript of the gene Dtd, whose product is annotated as D-aminoacyl-tRNA deacylase 1. The record is from RefSeq and is a predicted model, not a curated record. Bases 159 to 644 code for a protein of 161 amino acids. Lineage: Eukaryota; Metazoa; Arthropoda; Insecta; Hymenoptera; Apidae. Gene Ontology annotation, biological process: tRNA metabolic process. Gene Ontology annotation, molecular function: D-tyrosyl-tRNA(Tyr) deacylase activity. The transcript has 4 exons. Gene Ontology annotation, cellular component: cytoplasm.